Pollicipes pollicipes is the source of this 1943-nucleotide messenger RNA. RefSeq names its product zinc finger protein 2. The record is from RefSeq and is a predicted model, not a curated record. NCBI's taxonomy places the organism in Eukaryota, Metazoa, Arthropoda, Thecostraca, Pollicipedomorpha, Pollicipedidae.
GUGGGUGUAGUUUUCAGUCCGUCUGGUGCUUCGGAGAUAUGACUGAAUUCUUUCGCCGAGUGCCGUGAUUCUUUUUACCUUGGCCCCGUACAUUUUUAUGGUUCUUGAUGCUGCUUGAUGCGCAGUAAUGUGACCGCGCACAGUAAUGGCGCCGGUGUCGCGGGUGCUGUGUGUUUGCGGCGGUUGGAUGUUCGGUGUCGUAAUUGGUUAAGUUCCAAGCUAUGGUUGAAAAGUUUUGAAGUUAGGCACUGAUCGACAAGAGUUCAAGGGAAUGGCUGGCUCCGAGGACCUGAGCAAGCCACGCUUGAAGAACCGUGCCCAGCAUACAGGCCAAUAUACAGGCACCAGUCAGAUCAAGAGAUGCUCAGUGGUGCUCACACCAUUGCCAGCGUCCAUGUGUCUAAAGGAGACUGCAUCAUGGAGAAGCUGUGCUGCCCACUGUCUAAAUGCCCAAGAAGCAACACAUCUUUGUGAUCGCCCACCUUCACCACCAUAUGACUUUCCAGGAUUCAAAAGCCAGGAAAUCUUUAAACCAUAUGAAGUGCUGACUGGGAGUUACCAGUCACUGCCGCAUGGUGGAGAUGCUGAGACCAGGGAUACUACGGAUACUACGCAGUUCAUGUGUGGUUUCGCAAUGUCAACAAUCCACAGACCAUCAAUUAUGGGUCCUGAUGUCACACCUGAUGUCAAGCCAGAUCUGCUGACAUUGUCACCUUCACAAGUGGAUGUCUUGAGUGCUGUCGGUGGCUCAACUGAGGUAUUACCUGAUCCUUUGGCAUUGUCGGCUUCAGAUGAGGAUUUACUGAAGGCAGCUGAUGGCUUCCCAUCUCGCACGGCAGACGCUGUUCUCUUGCGCUGUGAAUACUGCAAAUUCGAACGUUCCGAUCAAAAUGGUGUCUCAGAGCAAGUAAAAUGCCAACACCAAGACACGCUUCGCCCGGCCUUUCGGGAUGAACGAAUCGUUUCAAACAAACACUGCGCUCAGAGCCAGUCUGACCGCUCGAUGAAGUCAACAUUUUGCGACACUUUGUUCGAGCGAAGCGAUACCCUCGCGUUGCAUGAUCGGAUUCACACAGGCCAAAAGCCGACUGAUCACGGUAACCACGCCGACAGCAAGCCGCUCAGGCGUGAAGUCGGUGAGAAGUUACUGAGAUGCCGUCGUGGUUUGACCAAACGUAGUCGGACGCACACUGAUGAGAAGCUUUUCAGUUGUGAGAUCUGUGAGAAGGCGUUCAGUGGACAUGACAACCUCACUAACCACCUCCGGACUCACACAGGUGAAAAACCGUUCAGUUGUGAGGUCUGUGGGGAGGCGUUCAUUUACCAUUCGGUGCUUACUCGCCACCUCCUGACUCACACAGGCGAAAAGCCGUUUAGUUGUGAAGUCUGUGGGAAAGCGUUCAGUCAACAUGGGAGCCUUACUCGCCACCUCCGUACUCACACAGACGAAAAACUGUUAAGUUGUGAGGUUUGUGGGAAGGCGUUCAUGCGAUAUGACAGCUUAACUAAUCACCUUUGGACUCACACAGAUGAAAAACCGUUAUGUUGUGAAGUAUGUGGGAAGGCCUUCAGUCAACAAAGGAACCUUAUUUGCCACCUCCGGAUGCAUACAGGUGACAAACCGUUUAGUUGUGAGAUCUGUGGGAAGGCGUUUAGUCAACGUGGGAACCUUACUGACCACCUCCGUACUCACACAGAUGAAAAACCGUUCAGUUGUGAGGUCUGUGGUAAGGCGUUCAGUUACCAUUCGGUGCUUACUCGCCACCUCCUCACUCACACAGGCGAAAAGCCGUUUAGUUGUGAAGUCUGUGGGACAGCGUUCAGUCAACAUGGGAGCCUCACUCGCCACCUCCGUACUCACACAGGUGAAACACCAUUUAAUUGCGAGGUCUGGGAAAGCGUUCAAUGAACGUUGGGACCUUACUGACCACCUCCGGACUCAC